Messenger RNA from Vigna unguiculata (cowpea), 838 nucleotides. RefSeq names its product gibberellin-regulated protein 6-like. Lineage: Eukaryota; Viridiplantae; Streptophyta; Magnoliopsida; Fabales; Fabaceae. The record is from RefSeq and is a predicted model, not a curated record.
AUCUGAAUCAAACCAAAGGCACCAAACCAUUUAGGCCUCUUAAACCCCUUCCCCACACUCUUUACUCUGUUUUUUCUUUUUCUCUCUCUUUCUCUACAAACACCAUUUCGACCAUUUUCUGCAGUGCAAUGGCCAUGGCUAAGUUUCUCUGCGUUCUGCUUCUGGCUCUCCUUGCCAUUUCCAUGAUCACAACUCAGGUUAUGGCAAAAGAUGCUGCUUAUCACUUGGAACGAAGUAAUAAUGGAGCCGGGAGGAAUUAUGGACCUGGGAGUCUAAAGAGCUCACAGUGCCCCUCUGAAUGCACAAGAAGAUGUAGCCAGACACAGUACCACAAGCCAUGCAUGUUCUUCUGUCAAAAGUGCUGCAAAACUUGCCUAUGUGUUCCUCCUGGCUACUAUGGGAACAAGUCUGUGUGCCCCUGCUACAACAACUGGAAGACCAAGCGUGGAGGACCCAAAUGCCCUUGAAGUUAUAUAAGCAUCAUUUGACCAACAAUUUUAUAUUACUCAAAGUGGAACCACCAACUAUGGCCGUUGCUACAUGCGUUUCGGGUAGCACCUAGUACAAUUGGGUCUUCACUAAGACUACUACUAAAUUAACCAUCUUGUUCUCUACCGUGAAAUUAAACCACUCGUUAAUUUCAUGAAGAAUCCUGAACAAGAGGGUGUUCUUCUGGUUAAUCAAUUAUCUUUGUCAUUGUUCUAUUUUUUGGUUUCAUAUAUAAUGAAGUUAUUUUAUGAUGCGAGUCAUGUAAUGUUUACGACAGAUAUGGCAUGUAGGCUAAAGGAUCUGAAGAUCCAAGCUUAUUUUAAUAGUUGUACCUUGUGAUUCUCUACAA